Molecule: messenger RNA, 603 nt
Organism: Blepharisma stoltei
Lineage: Eukaryota; Ciliophora; Heterotrichea; Heterotrichida; Blepharismidae
Source: the annotation of a GenBank genome assembly
AUGAGUGAUAAAGGACGCAGUUUCAUAUCAAAAGAUACCGAUUUUGCAGCUCAUAGCUCUCAUUCUAUAGGUUUCAUACCUAAAGUUAGGAAAUUUUCAGAAAGUACAUCAUCUAUAAAAAUUGACGAAAACAAAUUUCAUAAGACUCAAACACUACCAACAGAGAAAAAAAGAUACAAAAAGUCCAAAAAUAAAUUAAUAGACGAGCUAAAUGAACUAAAAUUGCUUCCAUUAUAUGGUCAAGCCCUUGAAGAAGCUAUUCGGCUAGAAAAAGAGCUCGCACAGGGCAAAACAGUUGACAUAACAUUUAGCAUGCACUAUAACACAGCGUUUGGAGAAAGAAUGAUCAUUCUAGGAGGCCACGAAGUCAUGGGAAAUUGAAGGUCCGACAGAGCUUUAGAUCUUGAAUGGACAAAUGGGAAUAUUUGGAAAGCAACUAUAAGCCUAAGCCAGAAGUCAAAAGAUAUAGAAUACAAAUACGCAAUUGUGAAAGGAAAUCUCGUGAAAUGGGAAGGAGGUGAUAACAGGAUUCUGAGGCCAAGUGAAGCUAUACAAUCUGGGAAUAGGCUACUGCUUAAUAAGUUCGAUAUUUGGAGAAGAUAA